AUGAAAGCCUCUCGCCAACCUCGCUUCUUCUCGUCGUCCGCCACCACCGUCACCUACACCUACCAAAACGACGACUCGCCCACUCAACCUCACGCCAAAACCACCCAAAUCUCCAUCGAAUCCGAUUCCCCGCCGUCCGCCGCCGCCGUCGCCGCCGCCGUCAAAAUACAGUCUUCCUACCGGUCCUACAUAGUCCGAAACCUCGUGAAGAAGAUCGCCGCCGCCAAUUCGGAGGCCAGCCGCCUUGAGCGCCUGAUCCAACGGCAGGAAACGGUCGACGCAGUCAGGGCGGACCCACGGGAGAGGAUCAGGAUGAACGAGGCCCUGAUGGGGCUGCUGCUGCGUCUGGAUUCGGUGCCCGGCGUGACGCCGACGGUGAGGGAGCUGCGGAGGCAGGUCAGCCGUCGGAUCGUGGGGCUGCAGGAGAUUUUGGACGCCGUUUCGCAGGAGAGGGUUGAAGAUUGGGAAUUAGGGUUUGGGUGGAAUUGGGUGGACGACAUCGUGGCAAAGAUGGAGGAGGAUGUUUGUAGAGAGAGGGGUGGGCUUGAAAUGGAGAGGUUUUGCUCCGGGCAUUUGGGGUUUCGCUGCCUCCAAAGGUUCCUUCGCGACCAAUGAUUUUUCUUUUGCCAUACAUGAAUUAUACUUUAUAUAUAUAUAUAUAUAUGCACACGCGCACACACACACAUGUAUGUAUAUGCAAUAUGUUUGCUUUUUUCUGGGUAAAUAAAUGGUUUGAGUGUUGAAUUGUGUAUCGUACAUGGCAAAUGAAAACGAUGAUCGGCAAGUGACAGCCUAGCCGAAGUCGGGUUCAAAUAGAGACCGGACAUCUCGAGUGUAAGCGGCGUGGAUCACAUGAAAUUUAAGGAUGAAAGGGUGAUGUGUCGUGCAUAAAUGGACCCGGGCACCCAACAUAGAUUCAAAUCAAAGAACCCCGUGAGGGGAUUAGGUUUUACACAAAAGAUCUCUCGACAUUGGAACAAAGCAUAAUAAGCCCGAGAAUAAUGAAAAUAUUGUUUUCGGAUUGUGCUGCCAAAUUUGGUAGUCGGUUGGGCAAAAAUUCCAUAACACCACUAUGUUGAUGCCCCUGGAAAGGUAUUUUGGUUAUUUUGCUCUUACUGAUAAAGCCCAAAUAGAACACAUGUAAACAGAAGCCACACUAAUUGAAACUUUAUUGGAAAAAAAAAAAAAAAAAACAUUAAAGUUCAACGUACAGGAUACUUUAGUUCUUUGAACAUGGACUUAAAA
Diospyros lotus (date-plum) is the source of this 1245-nucleotide messenger RNA. RefSeq names its product BAG family molecular chaperone regulator 5, mitochondrial. The record is from RefSeq and is a predicted model, not a curated record. NCBI's taxonomy places the organism in Eukaryota, Viridiplantae, Streptophyta, Magnoliopsida, Ericales, Ebenaceae. Gene Ontology annotation, molecular function: protein-folding chaperone binding. Gene Ontology annotation, cellular component: plasmodesma. Bases 1 to 615 code for a protein of 204 amino acids. Gene Ontology annotation, biological process: protein folding. The transcript has a single exon.